This is a messenger RNA of Dermacentor albipictus, 5142 nucleotides long. The record is from RefSeq and is a predicted model, not a curated record. Lineage: Eukaryota; Metazoa; Arthropoda; Arachnida; Ixodida; Ixodidae.
CGCCUACAUAUAGAAGUGGAGGAAGAAGAGGACUUCUAGCUGUUCGCUGUCAACGUUCUCAACGCGCGUGCUGGAAAAAGAACGUUCCCUGGUUGCUGAAGCCUUGUCUUUCUGGGGGAGUGUCGAGAGCCUACAAGGAUUUCCGUGCCGGACAUGACUCUGACGAAGGUGUUCCACGUCGUCAGGCGUCGGCUGUGGCUGCAGUCGGUGAAGCGCCACUACAUUGCGCUGGCACUCGAGCUGGUCAGCUUGCUGGUGCUGUCUUGGUUCUUAGUUCCCUUAGACGCGCCUGAAGUGGCCCCACAGAAGCUGUCGGCGCGACCGGAUCCGGUAUUCCACGACGCCUUCCAUAUAAACGAGGAGUAUGCCUACCCGUCGGUGGUGGUGUACGCGCCGAAGAAUCCGCGGACUGACCAGCUCAUUCUGAAAGCCUUCAACGGCAGCGUAAAGCCCGUACAGCGGAUGGCCUUGGCGAAGCGGUCCGAAGUGGCAUCCCAGUGCCGUUUGCAGUGGGCGGACAAGGGCAGCAGCGGCAACGUUAUCUGCGUUGCGUUCUCCGACCUGUUCGGUGCCGCCGAUGGUGACAACCUGGAGUACGAGUUGCUGCACCGGACGCGACAAGUAGUUCCCGACCAGCUUCCGAUAACCGGUCCGAAAGGCUUCAAGCUGGAAGGAACCACCGGCUCUCUCAAGGACCAGUUCGGGUUCCUUUUGACGGAGCAAGAGAUCAUCGAUAUGCAGUAUCUUUCUGAUAAGAUUUCCAUUAAGGACAUAAGCGUGUCGCUCCGUGGUAUGCCCGAUGCGCCGCCCGUCAUGGACCAAGAGCAGUUUCGAACAUACUUUGCCUUAAUCACGCGCGUGAUUUUCUGCAUCCCUCUGCUGCGCCGAAUAGCUGCCAUAACAGCUGAACUGACUACGGGAAUGAAGGACCAGCAGCGAAUCAACGGUUUACCAGUGCCGGCAUUCUGGCUGGGCCACUUCCUCUCGGCUUUUGCAAUCCAGAUGGUCGACAGCGCCAUUAUCGUCUGCAUCAUGUUUUUCAAGCGCUUCUACCGACAUGUUGGCGCCAGUUUGGCCAGUUUGGUCCUGUUCGUCAUGAUUGUGUUCAAUACGGGGCACGUACUGUUGGCCAUGGUGAUUGCGACGGUAUGUAAAAAGGGGAGCAGAGCCGUGUCUGGUGGCCUAUUCUUUGGAUUCUGCAUUCCAAUGUUCGGAAUGUCCGAUUCUGAGGCAUCCCUGAGCGGCCUUUUGUUUACAGCACGCUGGAAGAAGCUCGUGCGUGCCAUAUCGCCACAAUUAGGACUCACUACAUUGCUGAGAACUCUUGCAAUCUUUGACGACUACAAGGGUGGAGCCGGCUGGGGAAUAAUCUUCAAACGCGCCCUGGACUUGGACAGCGUCACUGUGUUCGAAAUGCUAGUCGUCAUGAUUGUUACCUGCCUUGUGGAAUUAUUUCUGCUGUUUUACUUCAGCAAUGUGCUGCCUUGGGCCACGGAUUACCCGAUGUCGCCCCUCUUCUGCCUCAUGCCCGGCUACUGGCUUCCCGCUAAUGUAGUAGCCGUCACCGAGGUUAUUCAGGAGGAGAAUCGAGACCCGGAACGCUUCGAGGUGGCGCCGGAUAUAGCUGCUCUUGUGGACAUCCGUGGCGUGUCAAUGAAGUUCGGCUUAUUCACCGCACUUGACAACGUUAGUUUCAAGAUCUACUCAGAUCAAGUGACCGCGCUGCUUGGCCACAAUGGUGCUGGCAAGACAACGCUCAUGAGUUGCAUCACAGGACUGCUCAAGCCUUCGUGCGGUACCAUCAAAUUUGGCGGUGGCGAAAGUGCAGGCGCCGCUAAAGAUACCGGCUUCUGCCAGCAGUUCGAUGUGUUUUUUCCCGACAUGACUGUGUUGGAGCACCUCGUAUACUUUGGUCAGAUGCAGGGCCGGUGGGGUGACGAGCUGAGGAAGGACAUUGGCGAGAUUCUGAAGGCAGUCGUGCUCACCGACAAGAUGUACUCGUUCCCCGCGCAGCUGUCCGGCGGAAUGAAGAGGCGACUCAGCUUGUCCAUCGCACUUGUCGCUAAGCCCAAGCUGCUGAUCCUGGACGAGCCGACGACCGGCAUGGACCCCGAAACGCGACGAAGCGUUUGGGACUUGUUGAGCAUGCUUCGCAAGGAUACCACCAUCUUGCUUUCGACACACGACAUGGAAGAGGCUGAAGUGCUUGCAGACCGGAUCGUCAUGCUGAGCUCCGGAAAACUCGUGUGUGACGGCACACCAGCAUUCCUCAAGAAGUCCUGCGGUGUGGGCUACACAAUCUGCCUGAACACGGAGCCCGCCAAAUUCGAUCUCGAGAAGACGUUGGCUAUCGUCCGAGAGACGGUGCCAAACGCCAUCGCACAGGACUCUAAGCAAGGCAGUACGACGAUCACACUGCAGACCACCGAGCACAAGGGCUUCGCAAAGAUGUUCGACCAGCUGGAGAAAAAUGCCGAGCGCCUGGGAAUUGCGAGUUUCGGCGUCACCAUCGCCACGAUGGCGGAUGCAUAUGUCAAAAUUGCCACGGAUUGGGUUCCGAAUGAAGGCGGCGAUGAGCAACACGAGAACACAGCACCUGUAGAAAGCGCGCCACAGGCACCUCUGAUCGUCCACACGAACAACGCUGGCAGCUUGCAGCGGCUACGAGCGCUGCUUUCGAAGCGGCUGCUCUACUGGUACCGCUCGCCAAUGACCAUCGUGCUUGGCUGGAUACUCCCGGUGGUGCUUUUCGUCCUCGCCGCGAAGACCGUCUUUCAAAACCAGACCCGCCUCAUUCCAAAGCGGUCUGGCGCAAAAGCGAACGCACCCGAUAUGCUCGAGCUGCGCAGCAACGUCCACUUUGGCUCCGCCCGCGGCUUUGUGGAAGAGGCGCCCGCGACCAACUUCUCCAAAUACUUCGAGGCAUUGGCCCGAAGCGAGGGCGCCACCAUCGAAAAGAUAAAGAACGCCAAGCGGGACCUAGUGCAAAUGGCACGAAAAGACUUUUUGGACUACUACCGUCACUACGCCUAUGGGAUCACCUACAACGCCAACACGAUCGAGGGCUGGUACAACCCGGCGAGUCCCGUCUCCGCAAACGUGCUCUGGAACCUGAUUACCACGGCGCUACUGCGCGCCCAAUUGCGCUCUCCCAAGGCCCGUGUGACCACUAGUGCGUCCUUUUACAGCACGGACGAUCCGGAGCAGGGUUCCAAGGACGUUUCAAAAGCGAUAGCAGCAGCUGUACUUUUCUGGAACUUCGCUCCGCAAGCCAUCCUAGGUCUGACCGUGUCGACGAUGGUCAUCUUCCCCGUCCUUGAGAAGAGAAGCGGCGCGCUCGAGCUCCAGCUCAUGACGGGCAUCUCGGGCUCGCUGUACACGGCCGCGCACUUCGUGUUCGACUUCCUCGUGCAGUACCUGCCGCCGUUCGGUGUCGCUUUCACCGUGUACUUAUUCGGCUUCGAGAAAGAGCUACAUUUCACCGGUGUCGCGCCCGUGACCACGCUACUGUUUGCCCUCUCGGCGCACUACACGUCGUCACUCCGGAUGUCUCGCAUGUUAUGCGUGCUUGUGUCUCCACCGUUCGCUCUCGGUCAGGCCGCCACGAAGGCCAUCACACGGGGAAAGAUUGCGCACAUUUGCGCCCAGGCGAGGGCGCUCGACGUGCACCGUGCAGUGGGCACCCACGGCUUCGAGGCUCAUUACUGGCCAUUCGUCGAGGCUGUGACCGCGGAAAAAACGCAUCCAUGCGGCGUAAGCUUUUUCUCGCUAUCCGGGAACAGCCCGUUGGUGGAGAUCCUGAUCAUGGCGUGCGAGGGCCUGCUGAUCUUCGUCCUCCUAAGCUUUCUGCACUCUGGACACUACGCGGAUAUGCGCUCCAUCUUUUGCCCAGAACGACGCUUCGCACAAGGCUCGUCGGAGGAGAUCACGGACGAAGACGUGAAGGCGGAGAAGGAGCUCGCCGAGCGGCUGGCGGCGAACGGCGCGUCCGCCGAGUGGGAGCAGCAGGGCUGCAUACUCGUGGCGCACGACCUGCGCAAGUCGUACGGUUCCUUCCAGGCCGUCAAGGGCAUCAGUCUGGCUCUUCGACGUGGCGAGUGCUUCGGGCUCCUCGGCGUGAACGGCGCGGGAAAGAGCACGACUUUCCAGAUGCUCGCGGGUCUCCUCGAGCUCAGCUCGGGCGAAGCCUACAUGUCCGACGUCAAGCUCUCGGUUUCCCGCAGGCGGUGGCAGUCUUUCAUCGGCUACUGCCCUCAGACCAACGGCCUGCUGGAGAAGCUGAACGCGUUCGAACAACUGCGCCUCUUCGCUCGCCUCCGGGGCAUCCCCGAACCCCAGAUAGAAGCAGCGGUACAGGCGGUAAUCACGCUCGUCGACGUGGAGAAGCAUGCAUCAAAGUGGUGCGGGACUUACAGUGGGGGCAACAAGCGGAAGUUGUCGAUCGCUGUGGCCAUCUUGGGAAAUCCCAGGGUGGUCUUCCUGGACGAACCCUUCGCUGGCAUAGACGUCGUGUCCCGGACCAAGAUCACCGGCAGACUUGCAGCGUUGCGCACGGAGGGUAAUCGAGCCAUGGUAUUCACGUCUCACGGCAUGGAAGAGUGCGAGACGGCGUGUGACCGAAUGUGCAUCAUGGUGGCAGGCCAGAUGACCUGCCUUGGCACCCUGCCGCAUCUGCGGGAUAAAUUCGGCACCGGCUACACAAUGCAGCUGGUCAUGGCGCGCACCGAGCCGCCUGCAAAAGAAGUAAACCCGGCGGAUCAGCCCACGGAGGGCAAGACCAGCAAGGCGCUCGACCAGGACGUGGCCAAUCUCUUCCCGGGAGUGCGUGUCCUCGGAGACCACGAUAACGUUCACGCCUACCACAUCCAAGAGAAGCUUCCCUGGAGCGCCGUAUUUGAGAAGGUGGAAGAGCUCGAGGAGUCUCACGCUUUCUCCCACGUCAUGGUCCAAGACACCAACUUGGAGCAGAUAUUCAUUGCAUUCGCACAAAAGAAGGAUGCAGCAAGCAGAGCUUGAGCCACUUUGGUAUUUUGGGACAUUAUGUUUUUUUUUAUGUUAUCUGUGAAACCAAACGAACUUUACAAACUCUCCAUAUACGCUGACCCCUCCUUAACGUACAUUAUGUAAUCUUCGUGUCUCUUU